AUGAUACCCCAUCCUUCUGCCGGCGUCCAGCCGUGGAGUCGCUCGAUGCGCGCUCCCAAUAACGGCCUAGGACGCGUGGAGGCCUUCCAAGCGCUCAAUCAGUCUGAGCCUCAGUCGGAGAAGCCGCCAAUGCCCGUACCGCCAUCGCUCCCCCGACAGCCGGCAGUCAUCGACCUCACAACCAUUCCCGGCGAUGCGCAAGAGAGUGAGCCGCCAACCAAGCGGCUGAAAUUGGAUGUGACAUCAGGAGCCUAUGCGGCAACAGGCAGUCCGGCACCGGUGAGUAACGGUGAAGCGAGAACCACUCCGGGGACCGCGACUGCCAAACCACAAUCAUUGACUUGGCGAGGGCGGCCGGCAUGGUCGUUCCAAGCUCUGCUGUCGGAGACGACUGGAGCUGUCGAGGUCAAAGAUGACGAUGCUUCCGCACAAGGAAAGACCUCCUCGUCUCCGCCUCCUUUGCCUCUCCUCCCUUGGAAGUAUACUCCUCAGGAAACGCCGGCAACCGAUGCCACGAAGAUUGCUGAAAUUGCACCGGUCAAGGAAGUCAAAACCACACCGUAUCGCAUUGAGGUGCCUACAAUUGCACCCAAAAUUAAAGGAGAGAAGGUUGCGGACUUCUCCCCAUGGACAGGCAAUCACCCGGAAGAUAUUCUCAAUGAGCACACGGCGAAGCAAGGACACUACGACCGCACGCAGGUGUCCCAGAAUGAGUCCAACACUGCACGGCCGUCGCUUUAUGCGCAGUUGAAGCACCGAUCAGGUUUGCAGAUGCUUUCUUCCGUCUUUGCUGCUGCCCUUGAGAAGAGACAGAGCCACAAUAUGGUCACGGCUCCGUCGAGCUUCAAGCCACCCCCUCGGGUGACGCUGACGGAUAACAAGCGCGAAGCUUGGCUUCGGGAUCUUGCUAAUCCAUCUGUGCCCCUGCGCAGGCUGAGUCGGACGAUUCCUCAUGGCAUCCGGGGCAAGGUGCUUCUCGAUCAAUGCUUAGGCAAAUGGAUUCCAGUCCCUCGUGCCAUAUGGCUGGCGAGAUGUGUUGGUGCCAACGAAAUUCGUGCGUUCAAAAGGAAGGGCACAAGCGGCGCACUCGCGCUGGGCUUAGAGUCGAAAUGGGUUCGUGACUGGACUGCCACCGUCCAACAGUUUCUGGACGGAGUCGUCGGUAUUUGUGGUGCUGCGGACUGGAAGGUGAAGAUGACUUAUGCAGUCAGCCUGACAUCACGGCUCUUCUUCGAACGCUUGCUCGACCAUGAUCAGUAUCUUAGCUGGUUUUUGUUAUCGUUGGAAAACGCCUCACUCAACACCAUUCCUGUUUGGCUCUUGAUGCUUGGCAUAUAUUGGAGCAAUAUCAUGCGUUACAGGAAACGUGGCCGGAAGUUGGCGGAGGUUCUGCUUGAGAAACUGCGACAGAUCAAGAAGUCCGGCCAUCCCGAAACCCUUCAGCCGCUGGUUGAUCGUUUGUCUCGCUGUAUAAGACGAUUGGUUUUGGAGCAUACAUCAUCUUUAAUCCUUCCGAAUUCCUGGAUGACAUACAAGGAAUUGAUCUCGUCGUGUUUGAACUUCAAGGAAACGCCAGAUCAGACCAUGUUUCAUAACUUGGUGGAGCGCAACAGUCGUGUUCAGCUUCUGAAGAGUCAACAAGAAGCAAAAGCUCGGCUACCUCAGCAAAAGGUCAUCUCGCUUUUUGAUUCACUUCGCUCUGCGCAUGAUGUUACGGCCACAGCUUCCGCAUGCCUGGACGCUGUUGAUGACAAGACUGUUUUGGUCUCCAAACUCCUCGAGUGGGCAGCAACCCCGUUUCGGCAUGGGUCUCGCCGUGUCUAUACCAGCGUCCGCCUACUGCGGAAGUGGAAGAUGUCCGGAAUUGACAUUGAAAGUCACAUACUCAAUUUCGUUGCAGGCUUCGAUAGCAAUAGUCGACUCAACAUGGAACACAUAUAUCAUAUUUUUUCAGAGCUCGUUCGGUCUCAGACAUUCUCCGUUGGCAGGUACUUGCAAUGGCUGAUGGCUAAGGGACUUGCACAUAGUCCUGCGUCCGAAAAUGAGGCUAUAUCGAGCGAACUCCGCCUUUUGAUCCAACUUCCAUCACACCGUCUACCCGAACAUGUUCGUAAUCUUCGUAACAUGUUGAUUGAUCGUGCAGGAUUCUCCCUCGAGGAAGAAAAUUCCCUUGUUGCAAAGCUCCAAAUGUCGAUUGCGGGGCGGCUCCCCCACAUUUUCGGGUCAGAGAGGAGCGGUGUCCCGAAAACUAACUUGUCCCUCCCUGCCGAAUUGACAUGGGCUGUCAAGUCUGAGAUUGGUCUUUGGAUCCGACGUGGUGUAGCUGAGCAUUAUCGCAAACCAGGCAGGUAUUCUUCCGCUUCUUGUUCUUGGACUCAUGUUCCUUCCAGGAGAUAUAGCAACAUCCCGUUCUUGUCCGACUCGGGCAUCUCUGCACUAACUCCUGCCGAAUUCUGCGUUAUUCGAGAGAUCCUUGAGGGCUUUGGGGACCUGUCAAUGCUUGCGGACGUACUCAAGCAGGCAACUACCUGCGACAAUAGUAUCGUGCUCGCCUCGGUUGCGGACACGGUCAACUAUCACUUUGACACAUUCUGUGUGAUCAGUGCUGUGCACGAUCUCUUUAAGGGCCUCGUUGAAUCUUAUGUCCGCCUGAAAAGGUUUGGUGCCCCCAGCCUGGACCUGAUUUUCUCGUUGAUAGAGCUGGGUCUUCGAGUGCCCAGCGAGUUCAAUACCGUUGCAUUGCUUCGUCAGGACCUUGCUCGGAUUGAGAAUAGAGCGGCGGUGGCGGCUCCCUCUCCACUCUCCGACCAUAUCUCGGUGUCUACCGGCCAGAUCGAUUCCUUGUUUCAGGAGAAGCUUGAUCAAACGCUUCUCUCUGGUGGUGGGAUGGACGAGUCCACCAUGGACACAUCCUUCGCCUCGCUUACUAAAGCGCUUCAGGACGGCCACAAGAAACUGUCAGCAAAUGAAAUCUGUCGAUAUAUGGCUUACCUUCGAACUUUCCAUCCCAAGCGAUUCGAUGCUAUGCUAGUACGAUGGGUGUGCGGACUUUUGAAGUCUCAAACCAGAUCAACAAUGGCGCGGAUCCUCCCCCCUCUUAUCGGUGUGGGAUGUGUUACUAUCCAUGCCUUCGUUGCCUUGGUCAAGAAGCUCCUUCAGUCAGAGAAGGUCGUUGCGGUAAUCCCUAGCGUCGCAGAGUUGAAGCUGGAUCUCUUCGAACUCCUUGUUCCGCCAAAGCACGACCAAAGCCGUCUCGCAGAUAUGGUUACCUAUCGGUUUCGACUCGCGCAGCAAGAGUUCCUUGCUAAACAUCCCGAAGAAAGCCUCGACAUAAUCCGUGAUGUUGUACCUUUGAUCGGAUCCGAGAACACUGAUUGCCUAUACGGUUCCAGAAGGGAUGACCUCACAGAGUGUGCAACCAUGCUGCUUCAGCUUCUCCUUACACAAAAUCCGGAACGCAUCGUUCAGAGUUGUUUGCAAAAGUUUAUUGGCCAACACACAGCAUCCACAGCUUUACUGCAGAAAGCACUCAACAGCCUUCUGGGCUUCGACUCAGAUGCAAGCGAUAAGACUGCACCUGAGGCUGAGAAAGUCAUCCGCAUGAAUAACGAUUUUUCGCUUCCCUUUUGUCAACUCAAGCUUCAGCUCUUGUUCAACGCAGAAGCUGCUGGCCAAGACAACAACAGCAUCGUGGAUGUGAUGUUCAAAGCUGCAGUGGCAGAUACCAAGUCUCACAAUGAUCAUUGGUAUGGUUUAGUGAGCCUGAUGAGCCAUGAUGCUAUUCAACAAAUUCGGGAGCGGGCUGAAAGGAGUUUCUUCUCUAUCCCCAUGUUCGAGGAAAAUUCAGAUAGUCUUCAAUCGAUCGAGGCUGCAAGGCUCUACCUGACCAUGAUCGAGAAGCUAGCCCCUUGCAUUCCCGAAGCUGGGGUACCGACCGUUGUGCCUGUGCUUGUUGAGAAGAUGGAGUUUCUGCUUCAGAAGUUUGUGGCAAUGCAAGCAAAUCAUACUGGUGCCGGAGAUGGACGUCCGACAAACCAAGCUAGCCCGUCUUUCGAGAGAAGCCUGGCCUUCUGGUUUUCUGCCUUGCUUCGGAUCGUUGUCAUUCACCGCGCAUCGUUCAACACACCGGGGCUGGCGCCUAGAUCUCAUGGCCUCCCAGAGCAGACUCGCCUACUGAUCUCCAUCUUCUGUAUCUCUUUGGCCCGUCUUCCGAACCGUGUCCUUCGCUUAUACCCGUCGGCUGAUUAUUUCCCUCAAUCCAAGCCAGUGGAGAGCUACCGGCCGUGUCCUGGGAUUCUGCUGCAAACCCAUGCACUCGAUGUUGCUGCCUGCCUUGUCGACAUAUUCCCGGAUGAGGCACGGCAGCAGUGUGCGCGAUUCCUCAAGGAAAAGUGUCCGCCCUUCCUUCAAUUCCAGAACGAUGCUAGAUUUCUUUACCUUCUCGGUCCCAUAGUGGACAGCUCCAAUCCUCCUCAACCCACGUCUCUACCGUCUCCUGCCGCUGGCGGCUCUACCCCAACCCCAUCGGGAAGCUUAGCCUAUGGUCAACAGACGCCGCAACAGUCGUCCACUGCAGUACCAUCGGGGCUCUCCGCUGGACUUAGUGAAGGCGUCAAUUGCAUUGCAAGUCAUCUUCGGGUUCAGUACCGCGGCCGGGCCAUUGGUGCAUACCCUGUGCGUCCAUGGGAGCUUCUUGAAGACGCAGCUCCUAUCGUUGGUAUGAAUGACACCGCAUUGAGUCUGAAGUACUUCGAUGCCAGGCGUGUCAGAGCCUAA
Messenger RNA from Aspergillus uvarum CBS 121591, 4776 nucleotides. RefSeq names its product mediator of RNA polymerase II transcription subunit 12. Gene Ontology annotation, cellular component: mediator complex. Gene Ontology annotation, molecular function: transcription coregulator activity. NCBI's taxonomy places the organism in Eukaryota, Fungi, Ascomycota, Eurotiomycetes, Eurotiales, Aspergillaceae. Gene Ontology annotation, biological process: regulation of transcription by RNA polymerase II. The transcript has 6 exons. The record is from RefSeq and is a predicted model, not a curated record. Bases 1 to 4776 code for a protein of 1591 amino acids.